Sinocyclocheilus rhinocerous is the source of this 1761-nucleotide messenger RNA. Its product is annotated as zinc finger protein OZF-like. Gene Ontology annotation, biological process: regulation of transcription by RNA polymerase II. The coding region runs from base 103 to 1308 and encodes 401 amino acids. Gene Ontology annotation, molecular function: RNA polymerase II cis-regulatory region sequence-specific DNA binding; DNA-binding transcription factor activity. NCBI's taxonomy places the organism in Eukaryota, Metazoa, Chordata, Actinopteri, Cypriniformes, Cyprinidae. The transcript is spliced from 3 exons. The record is from RefSeq and is a predicted model, not a curated record.
GUGCUGUCAUAAGCCUGCGCCACGCUUUUGCAUCUGUGAUUCUGCUAAAGAAAGAGAAACUCCUGCUGAAGCAACUGAGAUCCACGUGACACUAUUAUAAAGAUGGAAUUUAUUAAAGUGGAGAGUGAAGACCUGAAGAUUGAAGAAGCUUUCAGAGUCAAACAUGAAGAUACUGAGGAACAAACAGACCUGAUGGCGCUGAAAGAAGAGAGUCACGAGCUGAAUAAAAUGGAAGAGAAAGAUCAGUAUGAGAAAUGUCAUGAUUUCAUGGUUGGGGUGAAAUCUUUUAGUUACUCAAAGACUCAUAAAACAGAAACUAGAAACUUUGAAGUCCAGAUGAAAGUUCACACAGGAGAGAGCCCUUUCACCUGCCAACACUGUGGGAAGGGUUUCUCACUAAAAAGAAAUCUUAACAUUCACAUGAAAAUCCAUGCUGGAGAGAAGGCUUUCAUAUGCUCUCCGCGUGGAAAGAGAUUUACACAGAAAAAUACCCUUAAUGCCCACAUGAGAGUUCACACUGGAGAGAAGCCUUACACCUGCAAACUGUGUGUGAAGAGCUUCACGCGAAAAGAAAAUCUUAAAAUUCACAUGAGAAAACACAACGGAGAGAAGCCUUACACCUGCAAACUGUGUGGGAAGAGCUUCACACGAAAAGAAACUCUUAAAAUUCACAUGAGAGUUCACACCGGAGAGAAGCCUUACACCUGCAAAAUGUGUGGGAAAAGCUUCACGCAAAAAGAAAAUCUUGAAAUUCACAUGAGAAUUCACACCGGAGAGAAGCCUUUCACCUGCAAACUGUGUGAGAAAAGCUUCACACGAAAAGAAAAUCUUAAAAUUCACAUGAGAGUUCACACUGGAGAGAAGCCAUUCAUAUGCUGUCACUGUGGAAAGCGUUUUAAUCAGAAAAAGUACCUUAAUGCCCACAUGACAAUUCACACUGGAGAGAAGCCGUUUGUUUGUGAUCAGUGUGAAAAGAGUUUCAUAUAUAAAGCACACCUUGAUCUUCACAUGAGGAUUCACUCAGGAGAGAACUGUUUUAUAUGUCACCAGUGUGGAAAGAGUUUCUCACAGAGAGCAAACUUUGAGAAUCACAUGAGAGUUCACACUGGAGAGAAGCCUUUCACCUGCCAAGAGUGUGGAAAGAGCUUCACGGUUAAAGGAAACCUUAAGAUUCACAUGAGAGUUCACACUGGAGAGAAGCCUUACAAGUGUGUUCAGUGUGAAAAGAGUUUCUCAUAUCACACAAACCUGAAACGGCAUGAAACGAAAGCUCAUUCUGGAAAGAAAAUCCAAACCUUGCCACACUGAUGAAAAUGGCAAUUUCAACAAUCAUCUGCGCAUUCACUCUGAAGAAAGACAAUUAAAUUGUGAUCAGUCUAAUUAAAACAUCACACAGAUAAAAAUGUAAAAGUUGUGUAAAUGUGAGACCCUGAUUGUGUUCUUUGUUAAAACCAAUUUGGACAGGAUUAGUUUUACAUGGAGUGGUGGGAUAGAGUAAAUAUAACCAGAGCUUCUAGAUUUUAGUCCCAUCUGAAUGUGCCAUCUCAGUAAUCAUUAUGGAUAAUAUCAGUAAAUAUUAAGGUGACUUUUACCUUCAGUAAAAAGGAAAAUUACCUCAGGUAAUGCUAUUCGCGUGCGAAUAGACUAGCUGUAAAUAUUGUGGAAAUGUUACAUCAUUUCUUGUUUAAUUCUGUCACAUGGUUUUGGGUUAUGUUUCAUGUUUAUAUUUUCAUAUCUUUUAUUUUGUAUUUCUCGCUGUCA